AUGGGCAAUUCUACAAAACAACAAGAGCAGCAUAAAAUUCCCCUUGGAAACAAAAUUUCCUUUUUAAAUAAAAACAUCCCAGUUAUUAACAACAGCAAUAAUAACCAUCAAAGUUUUCACAUGGCACAUAACUUUCACAAUCCAUUAAACUAUAUACACAAUCUCCAUAUCAGUGACAAUAAUGAUAGAGAACAUUCAAUAGAUAUUUCUCCACGGUCGUUAUCAAAUGCCGCUACCAAUAGUCUAAUUACCAUGAAUGAUCAGCAAGCCCCAAAUAAACCAGCUGAACCAAAAGAAAAUGCAAAAACAGAGGGUGAGCCGAUGGAAAAUGAUAGUAAUAAUAUAUUAUCUAGUUUGCCUUCACCACAAGGAAUGUCUGGCCGUAAUCCAUUAAUAGAAAAUGAUGAAUUGAAAUAUAAAUUCAAUUAUAAAGGAUAUCAUAUGCACCCAAUUGAAUAUUUACAAAAGAAAUUAGAACAUGAAUCUUUAUUACUGAAGCAAAAAUCACUAUCAUCUAUUAAUUCUUCUUCUCCUUCUUUUUCCUCUUCCUCCUUUUCCCUUUUGCAUAACAGCAACAACACCGAUCAUAAUAAUGAAAGUAAUAAUGAUAACCGUAGUUUAUUAAACUCGACUUCAUUGAGUUCAAACGACAGAAUUAGUAGCCCUUUGUCAAACAAUAAUAAUAAUAAUAAUAACAACAACAACAACAACAACACACUUUUUGGGCGCUUAACUCCUUCAAACAGUAUUUCGAACGUUCUUAGUUCUAAUACUACAAAUAGCGAACAAUCCCCCUUAUCUGCGACAGUUUCACCAAAUGGUGAAGAAUAUCUUAAUCGUAAUCAUCACCAGCAUCAUCACCAGCAUCAUCACCAUCACCAACACCAGCACCAUCAUCACAAUGAGUUAAAUAAUGUAAAUUAUGGAAGUGGUGCAGGUAAAUUGAAAAGGUUUUUCAAGAAAAUACACGAAAAUCAUCAAAAUAUCAUCAAAGGUUCACUAUAUAAAAGCAAAUCAAGUCUAUCAUCAGCUUCUACAAAUGAUUCUUCAAGGAGUGAUAGUACUAAAAAUUACACGAAGGCAAAGACGACGCCCAAAAACGGAACAUCUUCAGAAUUAGUAGAAAAAUAUGGGAUACCAGGCAGAUUGUUGGGCGAAGGUGCCUCAGGAUCAGUUAAUAUUAUUGAAUCCAAAUCAAGGGUAGAUGGGAAUGGUAAUAAAAUUUUGUAUGCAAUGAAGAAAUUCAGGCCAAAGACCACGCAAACAGAGUCAACAGCAUCAUAUUGUAGGAAAGUUACCAGUGAGUUUUGCAUUGGAUUUAUAUUGCAUCAGCAGAAUAUCAUUGAAACAUUUGACAUUUUCCAAGAAGGACCAGAAACUUUUUACGUGGUUAUGGAAUAUUGUCCCUAUGAUUUUUUCACUUUAGUAAUGAGUGGAUUGAUGACCAAGUACGAAAUAGCAUGCUAUUUUAAGCAAAUAUGCAAUGGUGUUUAUUAUUUACACUCAAUAGGGUUGGCUCAUAGAGAUUUAAAAUUAGACAAUUGCGUGGUUACUAAUCAGGGGAUUUUAAAAUUAAUUGAUUUUGGCAGUGCCGUUAUUUUCCAAUAUCCAUAUGAAAACGAAAUCGUUAAAGCCCAUGGUGUCAUGGGCAGUGAUCCGUAUUUGGCACCAGAAGUAUUACCUCAAAGGAAAAAGGGGGCUAUUGGUGGUGGAAAUAUUGGCACUUCUUCCAGUUAUAACAACAGUAAAACCAUUGCUGGUUACGAUCCAAGACUUGUUGAUGUUUGGUCAAUCGCCAUAAUAUACUGUUGUAUGUAUUUGAAGAGAUUUCCUUGGAAAGCACCCAACGAGGAGGAAAUAACUGCCUUUAGAUUAUUUUGUGCGAAACCUGAUUCUCCGGACGAUAAUAACAAGGGACCUAAUAGGUUACUAAAAUUGUUACCUAGAAAUUCUAGAAAAUUAAUUGGUGAAAUGCUAGUUAUUGAUGUUGAUAAAAGGAUCUUAAUGGAUGGAGUAAUACGAGAUAAAUGGUUUAAACAUAUUGAAUUUUGUAAAAUUGAUGAAAAAACCAAACUUUUAAUUAGUAUACCAGAAAACCAUAAACAUCAUUUAAUAACAGAGGAUGAAUUAAAGGAAUUGAAUAAAAGAAAAGCUGAAAUGAAAAAAAGAGAGGAGCAGGAACAGAAGCAACAAAAUUGA
Messenger RNA from Saccharomycodes ludwigii, 2199 nucleotides. It is a transcript of the gene RTK1, whose product is annotated as putative serine/threonine protein kinase RTK1. The coding region runs from base 1 to 2199 and encodes 732 amino acids. The record is from RefSeq and is a predicted model, not a curated record. Gene Ontology annotation, molecular function: ATP binding; protein serine/threonine kinase activity. Lineage: Eukaryota; Fungi; Ascomycota; Saccharomycetes; Saccharomycodales; Saccharomycodaceae. Gene Ontology annotation, biological process: protein phosphorylation; intracellular signal transduction. The transcript has a single exon.